UUUUUCUCUUUUUUCCUUACUACACUUUUCCUUUUUUCUUUUUUUUCUUUUUUAUGAUAAUGGCGAAUCCUUCACCUCUUCCCAAUUCUUAUUCACCAAAGGACCAACCACCAAGAAGUGCUUUUCAAUGGCCGGCUCCAUUGUCCCCUAGGUUUAAUAAACAAGAUGACUUUGAUACCACCGCUACAAAUACCGACCUCUCUUUGAAGGAAAUUCUAGAUAAAUACAAGGACGAUGCUGAUAUAUUACGACAUAUAUUACUGGCUAAGGCAGAAGAAGACAAAAGACAAGCUGCUAGGGAUAUGUUGAAAACAGAACAAGCACGAAUUCACCUCAAGCAGUUGGAUCUAGAAUAUUUACGUGAACAAAGUAGAUUAUCACGACAUGAUGAUAAGUCAUAUCACCAAAACCAGUCAACAAUUGCAACAGCUCCACCAUCAGCAACAACACAACAUUUGCCUCCACCACCAGGAACACCAUCUUAUGCUUAUGGUCUUGCUCCUGUUCAACAACAAGUUCUUGCUCGUCUCACCGGGAAUCAUCCAGAUACUCACUAUUCUUCCAAUUAUUCCAGCAAUUAUGAAUACCAACCUUCUUCACCUGUAGCUUAUCCUCAUUCAGCUCAUCCUCUUUGUCCACCUACCGAAAUACGUACCAAUAACAAUAAUAAAAGUUCAACGGCUGUUGCGGCUGCAGCUGCACGUUAUAAUCAUCCCGGUACUUCCAAUUCUACGCCAGUAUCAGCUGCUACAAGUUCCUCUAUUCAUUAUCGACAUCGAUUGCCGCCACCUUCUAUCAACACUUCAACUUCUGCAGCUACUCUUCAGCCUUCUGCACCAGUAUCACCUGCCGUAGGCGCAAAUUCAAUUGACGACUCUACUGCAUCUAUCCCUACACGUUACAAACGAAAUCGACAUUCUGCUUCUGAUCAAUCGGAUGAUAAGUUAUCUCACAACAAAGUCAUGGAAGCAUUAAAAGCAAAAAUUCAACGCGGCAAUGGAUCUCCGAUCAGCACUACUCCAACUUCUUCAUUACCCUACAGGUCCAACUUUGCAGACUCUUUACAUAUGGAUAAACGACAACGACAAUUACCGAAACCAAUAGUCUCUGUGGAAAAUAAUAACAACAAUAAAUCAUCGACAUCAUCUGCAUCGACAACAGUCAAUAGUAUCACCUCAAAUGGCACUGGGCCAGUUCCAUCAACAUCAUCCUCAUCAGCAAUAUCACCAUCAACGACAUCUCAUACACCAUCACCUCGAUCUGCAAAACCAAUUUUACCACCUAUCGAUACCAGUGUUGGCAGAAAUCCUCAUCAUCCUCAUCAUCCUCAUCAUCACCAUCAACAACAACAACAAAAACAACAACAAAAGCAACAACAACAACAACGCCAUCGAUCAUCCUCUCCUCCACCACGUGUAUCCACUUCUUUUCAAUCUACUAGCAAGAUCAGUGAUAUCCCCACAAGUACACCAACUACAGUUCAAAUAUCACCUUCUGAUCAAGUUCUUGCUCUCUCUACUCAUCAUCGGCAAGGCAGAAGUAGCGGUUCACAGCAUUCUACACCACCAGAGAUCACAUACAAACAAGAAUCAUCAGAUUAAAAAAAAAAAAAAGGAAGACUUGACAACAAAAGGGACAAGGAUCGAAGGAAAAUUUUAUGGGACGGAACAAAGAACGAAGGCUUUGAAUGGUUGGUUUUGGACAACAAACAGUAAGCAAGAAACAAAUGGGAUCUGUCUUUGGCUUGGCUUCGAGGCUUUGAUAUAGAUGUUUGGCUUUUUUUUUUUUUUUUUUGGUAGUUAGUCA
Halteromyces radiatus is the source of this 1806-nucleotide messenger RNA. RefSeq lists its product as uncharacterized. The record is from RefSeq and is a predicted model, not a curated record. NCBI's taxonomy places the organism in Eukaryota, Fungi, Mucoromycota, Mucoromycetes, Mucorales, Cunninghamellaceae. The coding region runs from base 54 to 1601 and encodes 515 amino acids. The transcript has 2 exons.